AUGGGUCCAUUUAUAACCAAGCCCCGUGGCGAAUCGUGCCGACAAAUAACAAGGAAUAGUUACCUCUCCCAUCGGGAGCUCUAUGAAGGACGCAGAUUACUCCCUGUGCGACGCAAUGAAGCCUUACCACCGGCAUUGCCAGCGAAGGAGGUCACCAAAGUAGCCCUCCGCUUGAAGUACCAGAUCGAGCAGGUUAUCCCCUGCGAACUCGACGAAGAUUCUGUAACCAAGGCCAAUAGCAACAUUCUCACCAAGGCCGUCAUCCAGACCACACGUGAAGCGGUGAAAUGUAUCAAGUACGUUUGGCACGGCUGGCUGUGCCAGGACGACAAAGACCCCUCCACCUUCAUUGAAUACCCUGAAAGAGUCAAUACGAAAUACUGGUCACACGUCAAUCCUGAUAGACUGAGAGCUCCAAUCUACCAGAAUACGGUGCAAAUAUUCUUCUCUCUGUUGUACUUGGUCCUGUAUACCAUCGUGAUAAACACGAUCAACCCAUCAGGUGAUCUUGAUAUCGUGGAAGGAAUCCUCUACAUUAUGACACUGGGCUUCGUAUGCGAUGAAUUUGCCAAGUUUUGGAAAGUGGGCCGCUUCUACUUUGGCUUUUGGAAUGCUUUCAAUUCCACCCUGUACAUUCUGCUUGUCAUCUCAUUCAUCCUGCGUAUUGUCGCUCUCACGCGCUCGCCGGAUAGCGGUGAUGCUGAGCGGAUCAGGUUUAAUGCCCUCAGCUACAACUUCCUUGCAUUUUCUGCUCCAAUGUUCUGGGGCCGGAUACUGCUCUACUUGGACACAUUCCGCUUUUUCGGCGCCAUGCUCGUGGUCUUGAAGGUCAUGAUGAAGGAAAGUUUGAUAUUCUUUGCGUUAUUGGGAGUUGUCAUCAUUGGAUUCCUGCAAGGGUUCAUGGGGAUGGACCAAGCUGAUCCCAAGAACGCCAUGACAGCUUCGAAUAUUCUUCAGGGGAUGGCAAACAGUGUUAUGCAGAGUCCAGAUUUCGGUGUCUUCCAGGAAUUCGCUGCACCCUUUGGCAUUUUGCUGUAUUACUUCUUCACCUUUGUGGUGAUGGUCAUUCUCCUUAACAUCCUCAUUGCUCUCUAUAACAGCGCAUAUGAGGAUAUCACGGGAAACGCCAUAGACGAAUAUAUGGCCUUAUUCGCACAGCGAACCUUGCAAUUCGUCCGCGCCCCUGAUGAAAACGUGUUCAUAGCCCCCUUAAACUUGAUCGAAAUCUUCCUCCUCAUCAUCCCCUUCGAGUGGUGGCUCCCCUCAGCCCGCUACGAGCGCCUCAACCACUACGUAAUGGGCAUAAUCUACUCUCCUUUGCUCUUGAUCACGGCUCUGAUCGAGACACUAAACGCCCGGCGUAUCCGCCUCAACCGCCGGCUGGGCGAAGAAGAUGACGACAUACUCCAGGAAUGGGAGGAAGCGGCACAAAAUUUCCAACGGAUUUUCAGGCGGAGAAUUGGGAUCUGA
Messenger RNA from Histoplasma mississippiense, 1470 nucleotides. RefSeq lists its product as hypothetical. Lineage: Eukaryota; Fungi; Ascomycota; Eurotiomycetes; Onygenales; Ajellomycetaceae. The coding region runs from base 1 to 1470 and encodes 489 amino acids. The record is from RefSeq and is a predicted model, not a curated record. The transcript is spliced from 6 exons.